GAGAAGAAGGCGCAGUCUGAGAGACACAAAAAAGGCAGAGAAAGGCCAAAGGCAGAGGAAAUAAAAUCUGCCCAGGUCAGGAAAGGCUUGGCUUUGUUGGCACUAUGAAAAGCUUUCUUUCCUGGACAGUCCUGGCAGCCCUUGUCCUGUUGCACAUCUCCCAGGCAGUCUAUGUUCAGGAUGGAGACUUGAAAUUCCCCCUGGAGUCUGUGAAGAAGCUGAAGGAGCUCAUGGAUAGGAAUGGACACAUCAACCCUCGCAUGAUGGUUCCCAUGGGUAGCUAUUCCCUAUGCCAAGAACAACACCUCCCUGAGGAAUUCCUGCCUGUGUGCAAGAGGGAAGAUGCACCAAUGAUUUUUAGGAGGCUGAGCCUGGCUGCCGAGGACGACCUGUGUGAGAUCUGUGCCAAUGCUGCCUGUGCUGGCUGCUUCUGAGAAGGUGGAAAAACUCAUGCAAGACAUGUCCUGCUGGGAAGUUAGUGCAUUCCUGUGGCUAGAUCAUGUACUUUCACCAAUCAAUAUUCCUGGACUUCAUCUCCCACUCCAGCCAAACUGGAGCUGGCAGCUCGCGGGGACAUCCCUGCAGUAUUGUAGCACCUGGAUCAGGUGCCACUACCAGAGCAGUUCUGCCAGCAAGGAAGCUGUGACUCCUCUGAGAAGUGCAGGUACUACAGAAGUUGUGUGAUACUGGAAUGGAAAUGCCCUGUGUUUCAUUUCUCACUAUUUUGCCUGGAUUUGAACAAGCUGGGUGAAACUCAGCAUCCUCCGUAGCCUUUUUAAUAUCUUAUAUUUAAUGUCCAAUAAGUAGUAUCUCAUCAUUAAUAUCUGUGAUUUUGUCUCCCCUACACACAACACCACUGGCUUAUUCCCUUUCCCAGUCCCUCCUUCCUAGUGUGUUAGAUCCCUUUCCUUUCCAUCUGUCUGCAGGUGACACCUUUGAGUUUGUAGCAGAACUGCAACAAGUAACUCGAGCUGAAUUCCUGGUGUUUACGAACACUCUGAUAGCCAGAAAUCAGACUGUUCCUUGUACUGAUUGUUAUUGAUUUAGGGAAUGGGUGUAGAGUAGCAUAGGAACACUUCUUCCCUGGAUAUCAAGGUUCUUUAAACUCUCUUUGGGAGAAAGGAAUUCCAAAGUGCAGUGCUAGAAUCACACUGAAAUGAAAGCAUUGCCUGUUGUUUUAUUUAUUGGUGGUAAGAUUGUAAAGAAAUAUUCUGCCCAUAUCUAUAUGCUGUACAGGCAAUAAAAAGAAUAAUAAUUUGGA
Molecule: messenger RNA, 1261 nt
Organism: Sturnus vulgaris (Common starling)
Lineage: Eukaryota; Metazoa; Chordata; Aves; Passeriformes; Sturnidae
Product: guanylin-like
Cellular component (GO): extracellular region
Molecular function (GO): guanylate cyclase activator activity
Source: RefSeq, a predicted model, not a curated record